Molecule: messenger RNA, 1727 nt
Organism: Esox lucius (northern pike)
Lineage: Eukaryota; Metazoa; Chordata; Actinopteri; Esociformes; Esocidae
Product: ornithine decarboxylase
Exons: 9
Coding region: 298-1473 (391 amino acids)
Cellular component (GO): cytoplasm
Molecular function (GO): ornithine decarboxylase activity
Source: RefSeq, a predicted model, not a curated record
UCAGUUACACUGAUGCAUGGGUCAAUCAACUAAGCUAUCAAACAACCACCACCCACAGUUGAUGCAUCGCCUUCCAGAAGCAUUUUCCCAAUCCUGAUAUGUCCAAACAACAAGUAACGAAAACAGAUUCGAUAUCUCAUGCAUGCAAUUGACUCCGGGAAGAUUGUCUUGUUCACAUACAGAUUCUGCUCAAAGAAGAUUCAACCCUAUUUUGCGUCAUUUAAAGUUAGUGACCAUUUACCAGUGGGCAGAGCAGAGGAAAGGACAGUAAAGAUGCCUUCCUUGUGACAGACUUGGAUGCUGUCCUUAAAAAACACAUCUGUCUGUCCUUUCUAUGCCGUCAAGAGCAACAACAGUCCACCUAUCAUCAAGAUGCUGGGAACUGUCGGUGCUGGCUUUGACUGUGCCAGCCAGGGGGAGAUUGAGCAGGUGCUGUCUCUUGGAGUGACACCCAAUAAGAUCAUUUAUGCACAUCCAUGCAAGCAGGAGUCCCACAUUAGGUAUGCUCAGGCCCAUGGAGUUCAAAUCAUGACCUUUGACAGCGAAGAGGAGCUCGUCAAAAUCUCCCGCUGUCAUGAUAGUGCCAAGCUGGUACUUCGCCUUGGUGUGGAUGACUCCAAAGCUCUCUUGAGACUCAGUGGGAAAUUUGGGGCCAAAUUGGGGAGCUGUCAACAUCUCCUCCAGAGAGCUCAGAACCUGGACCUAGAGGUCAUAGGGGUCAGCUUCCAUGUGGGUUGUGGUUGUACUGACUCCAAGGCCUACCGACAGGCAAUAUCAGAUGCCCACUGUGUCUUUAACAUUGGGGAAGAGUUGGGCUUCAAAAUGACUCUACUGGAUAUUGGUGGCGGCUUCCCUGGGCAAAAUGACUUUAAACUCACAUUUGAGGAGAUAGCUGCUGAUAUAAACAAAGCCCUGGAGGAGUUCUUUCCUCCUUCUUGUGGAGUCAGUGUGAUUGCAGAGCCCGGACGCUACUAUGUGACAUCAGCUGUCACUCUCGCCGCCAAUGUCAUCGCCAAGAAAGUGAUCAUGGAAGAGCUGUCUCCAUUCAACGGCGAUCAGCUGACUGUUACUAGUAGAACCUGUGAUAGAACAAAUUGUAGAACUGCUAACAGAACCAUGAUGUACUACUUGAAUGAUGGAGUUUAUGGUUCCAUCAGUUUCCUUUUGCAUGACCCCGCUCAAUCGACUGUCUCACCUUAUCCUCACAGGAAACCCAAGCCUGAUGAGCCAGUUUACCCCUGUGUGAUCUGGGGACCCACAUGUGACAGCGUGGAUGUGGUAGUGAAGAAUACCUUCCUACCUGAGUUACAGGUGGGAGACUGGCUCCUGAUUGACAACAUGGGUGCCUACACACACUGUAUCUCUACCACCUUCAAUGGCUUCAGAAAAACACCCAUCUACUAUGUUAUGAGCCGUGAUACAAUGCACUGGAUUCAGCUGUCAUGUACUCACAGCCUGAUUAAGCCAUGCUGAACCCUAGAUAUGUCAGGCAGAAGGACAGAUCCUCUACAAUCUGUUGACAGAUGUCACCUGGAUGUUGUGAUGUGAUGCCACCUGACCCUUUUGGAUGGCAAUAAAGUGAAUCCUGUUUGUGUGUGUUUUCAUUGUUUUAUUUCUUAGGUCAUGUUUCUGGAAUAUACUUUCGUUGUCCCUACGAUCAAAAAUAUGAUAUACUGUAUGUCAUUUGAAUAUUGAAAAAUAUAAAUGCUUUGUAUGGUCAGUUCAAC